This is a messenger RNA of Aureobasidium melanogenum CBS 110374, 849 nucleotides long. RefSeq lists its product as uncharacterized. Bases 1 to 849 code for a protein of 282 amino acids. The transcript has 2 exons. Lineage: Eukaryota; Fungi; Ascomycota; Dothideomycetes; Dothideales; Saccotheciaceae. The record is from RefSeq and is a predicted model, not a curated record.
AUGCCACAAACAGCAAAAGCAACAGCGGACGACACUUCGCCGCCGCCCAAAAUUGAACCUGAGCCUUUGGAAGUCAAGAAGCCUGGUUUCUUUUCGCGACGACGGAUUUUGGGACCUGUUGACAAGGAAUAUGGAGAUUAUGCGUUGUUGGUGCAUUCAUUUGUGACUGGGCUGGUUGAUGCGGCGUCGUUCGCCAAUUGGGGUGUUUUUGUGGGAAUGCAGACUGGCAACACUGUGAUUCUAGGCCUCUCAACUGCUGGUCUGCCGGAUAAUCCUCACGCCUGGACAACCACCCUGGUCUCUCUGGCUUCUUUCCUCCUCGGCGCCUUCCUCACAUUCCGCAGCACAAAUCUCAUUUGUCCCAAAGGCAUCACUGGCAACCGUCUCUGGCUCAGCACAAUCCUCCUCAUCCAAGCCCUUCUCAUCAUUAUCUCUGCAGCCAUCGUCAGCGCAAAUCUCGUCCCUCACAACCGCCCUGGCUACCCUGAUGACGAGCACAAAAGAGGCGUCAUCACCAAUAUUCUUAUUGUCAGUUUAUUCCCACCUCUAGGCUUUCAAUCUGGCAUGCAGAUUGCCACUAGUCGCUUGUUGGGCUACAACGAGUUGCCGGUCAAUGUCUUGACCAGUACCUACUGCGACUUGAUGGGUGAUGCUAAGUUGUUUGCUCUGCAUAAUGUCAAAAGGAAUAGAAGAGCUGCAGCUGUGGUAUUGUUGUUUGCGGGUGCUGUUAUCAGUGGGUGGCUUAUGCGCAGUCGAGGUGGUUUGCAGAGUGUGCUGUGGCUUGCUGCUGGAAUCAAGCUGCUGGUCGCGAUAAUCUCGUUCACCUUCCAUCCUAGCAAGACUGAUUGA